Molecule: messenger RNA, 1393 nt
Organism: Ctenocephalides felis (cat flea)
Lineage: Eukaryota; Metazoa; Arthropoda; Insecta; Siphonaptera; Pulicidae
Exons: 6
Coding region: 124-1269 (381 amino acids)
Source: RefSeq, a predicted model, not a curated record
UGCAAUUCAGUCUGUGUCGGUCCUUCCGAGCCCAAGUGCGCGCAACGAUUUGGCGUCUCGGAAAAAACGCGUGUGUCAAUAUUUUGAUAAAACAUCGGGCGUAAACAUUCAAAUUUAUAAAAUAUGGUCUCGAAUUUUGUCUGCAAAUGGAUUAUACUGAUCUUGCCGUUGUCGAUUUGUAAAAGCCAUCCUAUGAUGCGAGGUGAUUUCGAAGUGGUUCGUCCGUCGACCACCACCGCACAUCCAUCCUACAUCUCGACACCCGGCAACGAUGUCGCGACGGAGCCCUCCCAGUCGCCUCCUCCGGACCUGGAGGUGCUCCAGUCGGAGGCGCGGUACGACGCGAGCGCGAUGCUGCGCCAGCCGUCGGCGACGUCGACCAGGCACGCCGACAGCUGCGAAGCAGAAGGCAAGAGAUACCAGCACGGAGACAAGAUUUGGAGGCCUGAUCCUUGCGAGAGCUGCCUCUGCCUGGACGGCGAGACCUUCUGCUGGUGGCAACAGUGCGACACGAAUCACAUGCCCGACGAAGCCCUAAUGGCGCUAAUUAAAGAAGAACCAUCAUUAAUUACGACCAAGAAUCAGCAGUUGGACCACGAAAUAAAACAGAGGAAAUUCUCCGAUACACCGAGCACCACCACCACUACUGCGAAUGGCGUGGAUUUGGUAAAAAUUUACCAGAGCGAUUUCAUAUCGACGCCGGGAGGCGACACUACGAAUUCCAAUACGGUGGAAUAUUCUCAGAGCACUUUUUACAAUUAUUCAGAAUCUACCGACACGUCGGUUAGUGUUUCGGAAGAUGUCGAAACUAGUAGUGUACAGGAUCCGAAGUCGACAGACUUCGACAAUACGUCGCAGGAUGAUUUGGCCAGUUCGAGUUUUCAUCAGACGUCUGAUUCUACAGAAGGCGCCAAUGUCUUGAAUGUGCAUUCAAAUCAUUUGUCUUCGACAACAAAUGCUGAUAAUUUUAAUGAAACUGUAAAUGAAACAACAGUAGUUAUUGAUGGUGUCUCCGCAGUGGAGAGAAAGGAGGCUGGUGCUAGUAGGAAGUGCAUUGUCAUGGGUGUCGAGUAUGGCGUCGGAGCGGUGUUGCCAGGUGAGACCGGAAAUUGUCUGCGUUGUGUCUGCUCCGAGGUGACCAGCACCAGGGUCGCCGCAUCCGCGUCCGCGCCUCCGCCUCCGCCUCCGCCGGUCGUCACGUGUCACCCGCACGAGUGCGCCCCCUUGACAAGGAAGGACAUUCUGGAGGAUUCGGCGGAUACGUUUUAAGAUAGAAACUAAGUUAGUUUUGUAUCAGAUUUAGUUUAGUUUAAACUUAAGUUGGAUGUGAGGCUAUUUGUUUUGAAAAUUAUAACAACAAAACAAAACUGUAAGGGUUAUUUAAGCAGCAACC